AUGGCUUUGGGUCGAACCGUCGAAGCACUAAAAGAAAAGUACCAGAAAGCGAUGGCAUAUCAGCUUGGGGUAAGUAAGGUUUCUGCAUAUCCCAAGGCAACUGUCAUUUGCAAGUUACUUUUACAAGCUAUAGUUUACAAGUUAUGGAGAGAGAGAAACACUAGAUUGCACACUUCUGUAUCCAAGUCUGCCGACUGUUUGAUCAAAGAAGAUCAAGUUCUUAUGAGGCAGAAGCUUGCCGGGUUAGACAAAAAAGCUACUUCUCCGUCAUCAUCAACACCAACAAUGAAUGUAACUGAUCUUACUCUGACUCUCUAA
Messenger RNA from Arabis nemorensis, 318 nucleotides. NCBI's taxonomy places the organism in Eukaryota, Viridiplantae, Streptophyta, Magnoliopsida, Brassicales, Brassicaceae. The record is from the annotation of a GenBank genome assembly.